Arvicanthis niloticus (Nile rat) is the source of this 2032-nucleotide messenger RNA. RefSeq names its product small ribosomal subunit protein uS2m. The record is from RefSeq and is a predicted model, not a curated record. NCBI's taxonomy places the organism in Eukaryota, Metazoa, Chordata, Mammalia, Rodentia, Muridae. Gene Ontology annotation, biological process: translation. Gene Ontology annotation, cellular component: mitochondrial small ribosomal subunit; ribosome. Gene Ontology annotation, molecular function: structural constituent of ribosome.
GGAGGCGCUCUGCCGGGCAGGAAGAGUCUCUGCGGCAUCUCUGUACACGCGCCUGCCAUGGCGCCCGCUCCGGCCGUGCUGACCCGGCUGUUGUGUGCAGGUGUGCGGCGCUGGCCAGGUUUCCUGCAGAAGGCGGCCCCGGGCCCAGCGGGGCAGAAUGGUAGGAAGGUCACAGGAGUCCUGGUCCCUGCGGUCAGCGAGCCCCAGGACGGCGACGAUUUCCAGAGCAGGAUCCUAGAUGUGCCAUUACAGCAUUCCGAUUUCUUCAAUGUCAAGGAGCUGUUUUCUGUGAAGAGUCUCUUUGAGGCCCGAGUACACCUGGGACAUAAAGCCGGUUGCCGUCAUAGGUUUAUGGAGCCAUACAUCUUUGGGAACCGCCUGGGCCAAGAUAUCAUCGAUCUGGAUCAGACAGCCUUGAAUCUCCAACUGGCCUUGAACUUCACUGCCCAUGUGGCCUACCGAAAGGGCAUCAUUCUGUUUGUGAGCAGGAAUCGCCAGUUCUCUCAUUUAAUUGAGACUACAGCCCAAGCCUGUGGGGAAUACGCCCACACCCGAUACUUCAAGGGUGGCUUGCUGACUAAUGCACAACUCCUCUUUGGACCUACAGUCCGCCUGCCGGACCUCAUCAUCUUCCUGCACACACUCAACAAUGUCUUUGAACCCCAUGUGGCUGUGAGGGAUGCAGCCAAGAUGAACAUCCCCACAGUGGGCAUAGUGGACACCAACUGCAACCCAUGCCUCAUCACUUACCCUGUCCCAGGCAAUGACGACUCACCCCAAGCUGUCCAGCUCUUCUGCAAGCUCUUCCGGACAACCAUCAACAGGGCCAAGGAAAAGAGGAGGCAGAUGGAGGCCCUACAUCGGCUGCAGAGUCCCAAGGGGUCUGAGGGCAGUGGGACAUCUGCACCUAAUGAGAGCUAUUCCCCAUGACAGGAAGCCCUUUUCCCACACUGAUGUAUGUCCCCAUUCCCCAUCCUCAGCACCACAGUUCUAUUUUCCCUAGAUACGGCCACCCCAAGUCCAGCCAUCUUGAGCUAACCUUUGUCUUGUCUCUUUUCUGGGAACAAACUCAGGUACAGUACAUAUUCACAUGGCCUCUGGCAUCCAUUAAGACUUGAACAUAACUAGUCAAGUUUCUCUGAAGAAAAUUCCAAGCAAAACAAUCCUGAUGUCUCUCAGGACCCCCAGUAGUUGCCUCUAGACCUGUAACCAGACUUAAGGCCAAGCAGGUUCCCAGAGGGGAGAUAGAAAGUACAGUCCAUGUGCUGUGGUACGCUACUAAAGAACUUGAAUUUGCCGAGUCAUUCAAGCAGAAGCCGGGAAUAUAUGUGGGGAUGGAUUUUAAAGGUGUGGGUUAAUGGUGGAAGGAACGUCAAACUGAAUCAGGCUGAGUUUACUGAGUUUAUGGGCCCUCUGAGUGGAAAUCUAUGUUUAAUAUGGAAGCUCACACAAUGAAAAAAGGUGCCAAAAGUUUGUGUGUUUGGCUGAAGUAUGUUUUAAAAGACAGCCUACUGCUGGGAGCACAAAAGUUUUUGGGCCCACAGAUCGCCAAGGAAGCCAGGAAUGAUAAUCACAUAGGGUUCUCUCCCCAUAGAAGGAAAUCAAUACCUGUUUCCUACCCAGAGGACUGGGAGUGUUGGUUGUUAAUGACCUGGUGAUCUUUGCUAUUUGUAGAGCCAUCUCACCCAAAUUCCCCUAAAUGCUUAUCUUGGACUCUCCCUUCCUAGACCUUUAUUUUUAGCUUGGUUUCUCCACCAAUAGAAUCCAUCCUUAGAGGAGAUGUCACAAGUACUUUAUGGCCGGCUGACCUCUACACUGUCUUGGUCAGAGACCAUACCAGAUCCUAGGCCCUUAAGCUAUAGGACCCAUCUUUGUGCUCAUGAGUACUUUGAGCUGAGUUUCAAUGUAAUUAUGCCUCUUCUGCCUGGAAUUGUUUUACACCAGGAAGCUCUUUUCCAGCAUUGUACUGUUUUAAUGUUUACAAUAAACCACUUGGUGUCAGACUCUCUAGAACUGAACCAGCACCAACUAA